Etheostoma cragini (Arkansas darter) is the source of this 1098-nucleotide messenger RNA. RefSeq lists its product as uncharacterized. The transcript has 5 exons. Lineage: Eukaryota; Metazoa; Chordata; Actinopteri; Perciformes; Percidae. The record is from RefSeq and is a predicted model, not a curated record. The coding region runs from base 76 to 1098 and encodes 340 amino acids.
AUUUCUUCACGCUUCGAGUACAGACACAGAGAGACAUCCAGUUUUGAACUGUUUUAUUCAACAAGUAUUUCAAAGAUGUUUGGAAAAAGCAACUUGCGGAGGCCAAGUAACCGCACGUGUUAUGUAGGUGACGAGGAUCCUCUCAUUAAAGAUAUUAGUACAGCAAUGGCCAGACUUUCCCUAAGUGGACAGACUGAGCUAGAGUCCAGGUCCUCCAACAGCCGCAUAUCUAAUAAUGAGGCCCUGGAAAAAAACAGUACCCCAAAAAGGAGAUGGGAGGAUCUGGAAUCGGGCGGUUUCAGACGGCCAGACAGCCUUGGCCCUGAGACAAAGAGAAAAAGAGUGGACACAACGGCGAUAAACAAGUCUUCCUGGGUGAGUAUUGGUUGCACCAUAGCUUUUCAAAGGAAAUAUGUGAGUGCUUUUCAGUACAGGGCCAUUGAAGAAGAAGUCAAGCAGACUUUGCCACGUGAGGCACAGAAGAAGAUGGCUACACCCAAAAUGAGUCUCAGUCCCACCCAAUAUUUAAAGGACAAAGACAAACUGUCCUAUAAAAGGAAAAGGGAAGAUUUGGAUUCAGCCGGUAUCAGAAGGCAACACAACCUCGCUCCUCAAAAAAAAAGGAGAAGAGUGGUCCGGAGACGUGUUCAGGCGGACGCUGACAUUGUCAUGGUUGCCAUGCCAAAAAAGAAAAAUAGAAGAAGAAACAGGAGAAGCCAUGUGAAGCCUGUACAGAGUGCAAAGGAAUGGCGACACCCAGAAUGCUCGGGUCAAAAGGGACCUGGAGAAAAGACCUGGAGAGGAGGAGGUAUUUACAUUUGUGGAAUAAUUUCUCGUUACACAGGUCAUGCUUUGAUGAAAAGGGAAACACUGGACCAUAACACGCCAGCAGCGCAGUUUACCCUCCCAGGCUUUUUUGCCAAAAUGAGCAAUAUGGACCACCAGGCAGAAGAAACGCAGAAAACAUGCGUUACCAGGGCCGCCGUCAGUGGGAAACAUCUGGUCCGCUGUGCCGGGCCCGGGGCCAUGGUAGGGCCCAAAAGGUCCCUCGGACAAAAAAGUCCUGGGCACGAGGAAAACACAAGGACCUGUGUUUAA